AUGACACAGAUCGACUCGCAGGUCGAUACGCAGGAGAUCCAAGAUAGCCUGAUCGUUCUUGAUGCAAUCCGCAGCGAGCUAGGCGUCCCGUCGAGCGCCCGGCAUCGAGAUGAAGACGAUCCAACGCAGACGCACAUCGGCUGGGUGCAGGAUAAUCAGGCAGAAGACAGAUUCGAGGCACAAUUGUUGAGCACCGAAGAUCGAGCGUGCUCUGCAACAGGCAACCACGCGCAGCAGACGCGUGUAGCGGGCGGGCAGCCUAGCGAGACCGGGGUGGCGUGCAGGGAUCAGCCAGCAAGCCCGCAAAAGCAACAAUCGUCAAUACGGAACCCUCCGCGCGACGUGACGCAUCACAACCCGCCCCCCCCGACGCACAUUGAGUUUCCUCGCUCUCACGAACCGAGCUACGAGAAUGACAACGAUGACCCAUCCCUGAGACCCCACGCCCAGCCUGCCGGGGCUGUCGUUCCCGCAGUCAAGAUGGACAUUUCCCAGCAAACACCGACCCAGGUCAACGAGGACCGCGACUAUGACGCCGUGUGCCACUCGCUGCCCUCGAGCCGAGGCCUCGACGACACCCUCGACCCGGAGAUGCCAACCGAGGCGACUGGCGACCGAACCCUACAGACUGAUGACACCGGCGCCGUCAACUUUGGCAACUUUAGCGAAUUCGGCCGGCCCUCGUCCCAGGUGUCGGAAGACGGCGGGUUCGAGAACACUCGAGGCGAAUGGAGAGAAUCACAGCAGCAAUACUCGAACAAUGCUUAUACGCCCUUUAAGCAGGGUGCCGGUGCUGCGGUGCCAGAGACGCCCGCCUUACCUAAGAAUCCGUUCGGCUCAAAGCCCAGCAUGGCGGCGCCCCUCGUCGGCAGUCAACUCUUUGGCCAGACGCAGUUCUCCUCCGCUGUGAAGCCACUCAGAAUAAGCCCGACGUCGUCUCGGCCCUCGCCCAACAUUGGCCACGUCUCAUACUCGCCCCAGGCCGCCGAAACAUCACCACUAAAGAACCGUGCGAAUAUCUCGUCACCUACAGAUGUGGGAACUUCGAGCCCGGGGAGGCUGGAAGAUGCACCGAAGACGGCCAGGAAUUCGAGACCGAUGGAGCGCAUUGAGGAGGAGACGCCGUCUGCUGCGCGCUCGUCCACGGAAGAAGCCAUCCCAGCCUCGCCAUCCACGCGCCUACCCAGGUCUUCGGCCCCCCGACAGCCCCAGGUUCGGUACGAGAGCGUGCAGAAAUCACAGGAGAGAAAGGUGUUCCGCAGAGACCCAUAUGAAUUCGUCGGAAGUGACAGCGAAGAUGAUACGUUGCGACGAGCGGAGCGACAGAGGCAGGUCGAGAGGAGGAAAGCAAAAGCUACACAAGAGACGGCCAAGGUCAAGGUCCCCUCGGUGCAGAUAUCAAUUUUCCACAGCGAGGCGCCGUCUUCUCGGAAGAAGAGGAGGCUUUCGCUGAGGGACAAGGAAAACCUACCUGUGCCAGGCGCCGCCGAGACUGCUCCUGAGCCUUCCAAGAGCUCCAAUGAGCCGCCCGUGGUAGUGGACUCGCAACAAAGGAAGGCCGCCUCGAACGCCGUGCCUGUGACCAGCAGUACCAGGCAGGGCACUGGUACACCACCGCCGGUGCCGGAGGUGCCAGAUGCCGAAGCCCAAGUCCCAACGAACGAGGACGAGCCCGACCUGCCACCAGAGUUGGAUGACCGCAUACCGGCUACGAGUCCCGCGAUGAGUCCGGAUCCUACACUCUCCGCGGAGGUCCCGCAGCUGCGGUCUGAGCCGGAUCUGCCCCGUCUAGAUCCCGACUUGUCCUCACAUCUGAAUCCAUCCACUGAGCUAGGCACAUCGUCCGUGCCACUGGUGCGCCGACCACCACAGAAAAACGAUAGGCGGGCGUCCAGGCGAAACGUCAUUGUCACUUCUUCUGCAUCAGAGGUGCCUUGCAAAGAAGCGGUCACUAGCACUGACCAGGCCACUGAUCCAGCGGGUAGCCCAGCAUCGACAGCGUCGCCUCCACGUGAGGAAGUGGAGAAAUCCACGGCCGAUGACCCGCCUCACAUCCAGUCAACGGAGGAUGGUGAGCGAGAGUCUCGAGAGACAUCGCCUGCCAAGCCCACCCCUCAUGCUGUCCGGUCAUCUGGCAGAAAACGUACGCCAACGUUCAAAGCGGCGGCCGAGCAAGGGAGAGCAAGCAGCGUGAACAGCGAUGCAGCAACGGCUUCGUCAGACACUAGUAUGCUGUCCUCAGCACUACCCUCAUCAGUGUUGUCUACGCCUAGCGUAUUGGAUUCUCCUCAGUUCCAACCAGCGAGGGCCGUGUCGGCGACUCUACAGUCACCGGUUGAGGGAAGCUUGCGCAAGCAGGCACUGCGGCUUGGAGACCACGCCGCACAUGGCUCCAGAGCGAAGCGGCAGCGACGUUCCGUCAGGGAUCCGAAAUAUUUUCACGAAUCCCAAUCGACGGACGAAUUGCAAGUGUCCCCAUCACCUAGUGUCCUGGAGAGGAGCGUGGUGCACACAAAGUCUGUGCGGUCCUCCAAGCCAUCACUGGCGCCGCUUGCGCGCUGCGCUCGACUCCUUGACGGCAUGGUCUUUGCGCUCUCCUUCCAAGCCACCGGAUCCAAGGCACAAGACCGCACAAAGCUCGAGGCGCGCAUCGAGCAAGCAGGCGGAUCGGUCCUCUCUGAGGGGUUCGACGUGCUCUUUGAGCGAUCACCCAUCAUGGGCGCCUCGGAGCUCACGCUCGACCUCGAGGACGCAACGGUGGUCAGACCGUGUCAUCUAGAGAAGGGGUUCACGGCGUUAAUCGCGGACGGCCACUCACGCAAGGCAAAGUACAUGCAAGCAUUGGCACUGGGCUUCCCAUGUUUAGCACCACAAUGGAUCCAGACCUGCCUGACCAAGGGCACCCUUGUGGAUUGGGAACCGUAUCUUCUCUGCGCCGGGGCGUCGGCCGUCCUUGGCAACGCACUCCGCUCGCGCAGCCUCGCGCCCUGCCCCCCGGAAGAGACCAGCCUGUGCGAGAUUGUCCGACGACGCCGCAAGCUGCUCGAGGGUCAGAGGCUGCUCAUCGUGGUGGACUCCAAGAAGGCACGCAGUGACCUCAAGGAGCCGUACAUGUUCCUCAUGCAGGCGCUGGGCGCCCGCACCUCACGGGUCCACACAGCCGAGCAGGCCUGCGAAGUCCUGACAAAGCAUGCGAGGGCAGAGACGCCGAUUGAUUGGGUGUAUAUCGACAGCGGCACGGCGACAGUGGAAGCGGUGCUGUGCGCCCCAGAGGCGGGUGGGAAGAAGCGGAAGCGCACUCCUGCUGUCGCGGCGCCGCUGUUUGGCAAUAUCAGGGUGCUGAACGAUGAGCUCGUGGUGCAGAGUCUGAUCCUGGGGCGCAUGGUAGAGGAUGGUGAGAUGAGCGGUUGA
This is a messenger RNA of Emericellopsis cladophorae, 3411 nucleotides long. RefSeq lists its product as uncharacterized. The coding region runs from base 1 to 3411 and encodes 1136 amino acids. Gene Ontology annotation, molecular function: histone binding. Gene Ontology annotation, cellular component: nucleus. The record is from RefSeq and is a predicted model, not a curated record. Gene Ontology annotation, biological process: DNA damage checkpoint signaling; positive regulation of transcription by RNA polymerase II. The transcript has 2 exons. Lineage: Eukaryota; Fungi; Ascomycota; Sordariomycetes; Hypocreales; Bionectriaceae.